This is a messenger RNA of Parastagonospora nodorum SN15, 1589 nucleotides long. RefSeq lists its product as hypothetical. Bases 1 to 1095 code for a protein of 364 amino acids. The transcript has 2 exons. The record is from RefSeq and is a predicted model, not a curated record. Lineage: Eukaryota; Fungi; Ascomycota; Dothideomycetes; Pleosporales; Phaeosphaeriaceae.
AUGAACGAGUCGCGCAUGCUGGAGGAUAGCCAGCCACCAGUAUACGAACAGAACUAUACUCCUGCGAUUUCUGAUGUUAUGAAGUUCCAGCUUGCUGAUGAUGACGACACAUUCGCCCAGACUGGCUUUUCCUAUGGAGGCGAGCCUGUGCGACCUUCGAGUGAACGCUUCGACUCUUAUACCACGCCUGCUCCCAAGUCCAAGCACUCCAGGACCAAGUCUCGCGACAGUGAUGUCGAGACUACAUCCAAGAAGACCGAUCGCAAGCGAAAGCGCAACUCUCCCGCCGAGCUUGACAUGUCUCUGGUCCGUGCCCAGGAAGAGAGGGACAAUAUGUUGGCUUCCGCGCCCCCUAUGCUUCACUCUGGUCUCACUGGUGGCCUGAACCGAUUGCUUGCGCGACCCGAGUUUCCUCCUUCCCCAGAGGACUCCGGCGAAUAUGCCAAUUCACCACUAAGCCCCAUGAAGCGUGCGAAGCAAGGAAAUUCUACGGCCCUCAUGCGCGCGCAGCGCGAUUGGGAAGUACAACAGCAGAAGACACGUAAGGCAGACACCAAGGAGCAGCGCGAGCGCGACGAGAAGGAGAAGAAAAAGGAGAAGAAGUCAAAGGAGCGUGGCCGUGAACGCGAUCGCAAGGAGCGCCAUGCUAGCUCGACCCUGGUUAAAGUCCGCUCCAAGAAGAAGCGUGACGAUUCUGGAAGCAAAGAGAUCCGCAGAAUACAACGCCGCCAUUAUUCGUCCUCGGUAUCGCCCCCGCCCAAAGAUCGUAAAGCUCUUAAGGCGAUCGAGUACCAUCCCUCCGGCUCCCGUUCAGCUUCACCAGAUGGUAACGGCCAGCUCAUCACCUUGCUAUCCAACGACAUCGUGACGGAUCCUAGAGCGGGUCUGUUCAUGUCGUUCAUCACAAAGGGUCCGGAUUCUGGACGCGGUAUGAGCGUCCACAAAGCACUCAAGCGGUUCCACCGAGAGCGACAGGAUGAGAAGCACCGCGCAUCCAAGGCCGAUGAGGAGAAGGAGCUCUGGAAGAACAUGCGCCUCAAGCGAAACGACAGGGGCGAGAUUGUCCUAUUCUUCUCUUCGUCAGAGACUUCUUGACUAGACGAGGAUCUCGACAUCAUCGCCAGGAUGCGCGCAUGGAGUUGCAGCGACCCUUCGCCUAGUCAGGAGUCGCCUGACAUGUACGACUACAAAGAAGCAGCGCUGUUGCUGUAAAACAAAAGAUGGGAUUCGUUGGCGUCGGUGCGAUGAUACCCUUCUUACCUACACCAUUAUUCCUUCUGGAUGAUACCCGACUUCAGGUCAACAUUGCUUCGGGAUGGUUCGGGGCGCAUGUUCUUGUACAUGUUUACAUUGGAUCUCUUCUUUUCACAUACCCGCAUAUCUUAUCUUGUUCGGAUACUUUCUGUAACGGUUACCUUUUUCUUAGACUUUCUCAGCAGUCAUCUGCGUUCUGGUUUGGUUGUUUGCGUUUGUCCUGCGUCUGGUAUCUUUUGGCCAGACCGCUUCCCCUAAUACUCCUUGGGCUGGGCCCGUUCCCAGUUCCUUGGUGUUUAGGUCAUGCGAUUAUGAUUAUGUCAAUAUUUGUACUC